Messenger RNA from Monoraphidium neglectum, 711 nucleotides. Its product is annotated as adenosylmethionine-8-amino-7-oxononanoateaminotransferase. Bases 1 to 711 code for a protein of 236 amino acids. Gene Ontology annotation, molecular function: S-adenosyl-L-methionine:8-amino-7-oxononanoate transaminase activity; pyridoxal phosphate binding; dethiobiotin synthase activity. Gene Ontology annotation, cellular component: mitochondrion. The record is from RefSeq and is a predicted model, not a curated record. The transcript has 5 exons. Lineage: Eukaryota; Viridiplantae; Chlorophyta; Chlorophyceae; Sphaeropleales; Selenastraceae. Gene Ontology annotation, biological process: biotin biosynthetic process.
AUGGACUGCGCCGCGCCAAGCGGGUUCAACGGACGCCUGCAGUCGCCAUGGUAUGCCGGCCGGGGCCUGUUCCUGGAGCCGCCCUACCUCUCCAUCAAGCGCGGCCGCUGGCGCCUCGCGCUGCCAGAAUGGCUGCGGGGCACGGGCGGCGACAGUAGCAGCAGCAGCAGCAGCAGCAGCAGCAGCAGCAGCAGCAGUAGCAAUCGCGGCGAAGAGGGUGGGCUGAGCUGGGGCAGCAGGGAGGAGGCCUUCUGCCCAGACCGCGACAGGGGCACCCCCCUCGGCGCCGCCUACGCCGCCGCCAUCGACGCAGCCAUCGACGCGCACGAGGCGUCCUCGGGGGCGCGGCUGGGGGCGCUGCUGCUGGAGCCUGUGCUGCAGGGGGCGGGCGGCAUGCUGUGUGCUGACCCGGCCUUUCAGCGCGAACUCGUCAGGUCCUGCCGCCGCAGGGGCAUCCCCAUCAUAUUCGAUGAGGUGUUCACCGGCUGCUGGCGGCUGGGCGUGGCCUCGGGGGCCGCCAUCCUAGGGGAGGACCCCGACAUUGCCUGCUACGCUAAGCUGCUCACUGCAGGCGUUGCGCCGCUGGCAGUGACGCUGGCGAGGGAGGAGGUGUUUGCCGCCUUUGAGGGGCAGGACAAGGUGCGGGCCGCACAGCCACAAACCUGCCCAUUGGCUUACAGCAGUGGCCAGGAGCCUGCUGUCAGGGGCUGA